AUGGAUAAGUUUCGGGAAUCUGUGCUUCAAGUACAUAAGGAUAGAAACAUGAGAUAUGAUGAUGGUGGUGGGCUGGAUUUUAUGGACAUAUUGCUUGAUUUUGAGAGAGAGAAUGCAAGUCUCACCCCUAUUGAAGAUGACACUAUCAAAGCUAUCGUUUUGGAUAUGUUUGGUGCUGGAACUGAUACUACAUUUGCAGUUAUUGAGUGGACGAUGGCGGAGCUCAUACGAAAUCCAGAAGCCAUGAAAACUUUGCAAAAUGAAGUGAGAGAAGUAGCUGGAAGUAAGAAUGAAAUUGAUGAGCAAGACUUGGAGAGAAUGCCUUAUCUGAAAGCAGUGAUGAAGGAGAGUCUAAGGUUGCAUCCGCCGAACCCAUGA
Salvia hispanica is the source of this 378-nucleotide messenger RNA. NCBI's taxonomy places the organism in Eukaryota, Viridiplantae, Streptophyta, Magnoliopsida, Lamiales, Lamiaceae. The record is from RefSeq and is a predicted model, not a curated record.